This is a messenger RNA of Laccaria bicolor S238N-H82, 1380 nucleotides long. RefSeq lists its product as uncharacterized. The record is from RefSeq and is a predicted model, not a curated record. NCBI's taxonomy places the organism in Eukaryota, Fungi, Basidiomycota, Agaricomycetes, Agaricales, Hydnangiaceae. The transcript is spliced from 8 exons. Bases 1 to 1380 code for a protein of 459 amino acids.
AUGGAUGCACGUCUUACUACCCGUCUUACUGCCCGUGUCCUACUCAUUUCCGACAUAACGGAUGAUUUCAGGCGUCACUUUAACCUUGCGUCAGGCUCUGGAGUCAAUGACAGAUUAGAGGUCGGGACUGGCGGAUUGUGUUCGAAGACGCGGCCUAUUGAACCCACAUGCAACCUUUGGUUGUUGACUUUUCGAGGCUUCACUUGGUAUGUUUUCAUUUCCGGUUGUUGCGAAUUCUAUGUCAUCUAUAUUCCUUCUGUUUUUGCGCCUAUAUUCCUUCUCUCUUUGCGUCUUCACACCCUUCUCCCGCAUCGUCGCUCCCUUCUUCUGCAUUGUCGUGCACCCUAUUCUUGUCACGUUUUCCCUCUUGGUGUCCAUAUCCACGAACCCCUCUCCAGAGCCUUCCCCUCCUCUACUGCUAUGCUUCUCUUAUAUCAACCAUCAAUGAUACCGUUGAUGAGACCUUGGGCAAGUGACUACUCGUCGAAGAUGUCUGUGCUCCCGUUAUACCUCGUUGAACCCACGUCAGUUAUCUGUCCGACCCCUCCCCUCCUCAACGAUGACUCCGAGACUACCCAAGGGAGGAGAAACUGCACACCAAGCUGUUGCCGUCAUCAUCACACCCAACGCAGGCCGUAUCUGCAAGUUCGAGAAAUUCAGUCUCGAGUCCUCUCAACCAUCGUUGCUGUGGGAUUGACACGUUUGGCUUGUGAUCAGGUUGCGUUCGUCAGCUUUCUCGGGCCCUACCAUCACGGGUUAAAGGGCCACUGGAAACUUGGGAUGAGGACGUGUUUCCGUUCUACCGAACACCCCCGGAUUCACAAUCCAUGGGGGGUCACGUUGGAACACCUGGGCUACAAGGUUCAAGCCCGUUAUUGUGCUGCAACGACGAUGCCAGACUCAAGCGAGCCACUUUCCCAAGUCAGACUUCUUGCAGCUCUCCGUGGCGCCAUAUCGCCCAACAGGGUUCAUCCCCCUGGUUCGGGCACCACGCCUCUGCAUCCGGUGGCACCACUCGGCAGAGUCGAUGCCGUGAAUCUGGUAUUAGAACAAGAGAAUAUCGACGACAGCUUGAGGGACGGGCAAGGAAAAACAUGCCGUGAGGUUGCGAGAGGGAAGGAGGUCGUGCGAGCUAAUGAUGAUUCACGGUCUUUUCUCAAUGCUUCCUACUGCUCUCUGCUGCGAAGCCACGUUCUAUCACCCCUAUCAGAAGCACCCUUGCCCUCACUCCUCCAGCUGCUCGCCGCACGCCGCAAGGACCUCCGCUUGAUCGAGCUGGCAGUGCCUGCUGGGGCCGACGUGAUUAUCGGGAAUCGCAAGGGAAAGAUGACGCAUGAGCCGGCUGGAAAGGACGACCGCGUCCGCGUGUUCUUGCAUUAA